AUGGCUGGAGUCCCGCAAUUCGCCUCCCUUUAUGUGGGAGACCUGCAUCCAGAUGUUACAGAGGCCAUGCUGUACGAGAUCUUCAACUCCGUUGGGCCCGUGGCUUCUAUUCGGGUUUGUCGCGACACGGUGACCAGAAGGUCCUUGGGCUAUGGAUACGUCAACUUUCACAGCGUCUCCGAUGCCGAGCGUGCCCUGGAUACGCUGAACUACUCAAGUAUCAAGGGCCGAGCUUGCCGCAUCAUGUGGAGCCAGAGGGAUCCCAGUCUGCGGAAGAGCGGGCAUGGGAACGUAUUUGUGAAGAACCUGGACAAAGCAAUUGACAACAAGGCGUUGUAUGACACCUUCAGUCUCUUCGGCAACAUCCUCUCCUGCAAGGUGGCAUGUGAUGCCAAUGGAAAGUCGCGAGGCUACGGCUUCGUGCACUACGAGACCGAGGAGGCCGCGCAGCAAGCCAUCGAGCGUGUCAACGGCAUGCAAAUCGGUGAGCAGACGGUCCACGUGAGCAAGUUCUUGAAGCGCAACGAGCGCGACCGUCCCGCCCUGCAGAACUUCACAAAUCUGUACAUCAAGAACUUCCCCACGGAUUGGGACGAAGACAAGAUCAAGUCCGAGCUGAGCGAGGCCGGCACCAUCACAUCCUCGCACUUUGUCGAGGAUGCAAAGGGCCGGAGGUUCGCCUUUGUCAACUUUGAAACCAGCGACCAGGCAAAGAAGGCUGUGGACAUGUACCACCAAAAGGACUUCCGAUCACAGGAGCAGAAAGAAGCCGAUGCAGAGAAGGAAGAGGAAGAGAAAGACAAGGACAUCAAGAGCUAUUUGCUCUACGUGCAGCGGGCCCAGUCCAAGUCCGAGCGUUCUCUGGAGUUGAAGGAGAAGAUGCCCCAGAAGGAAGCACCCACCCGAGGAGGAGGAUCUGCGAAUGUAAACCUUUACAUCAAGAAUCUGGACGAGGGGACCGACGAGGCAUCUCUCAAGGCGCUGUUUGAGCAGUUUGGCACCGUCACAUCCGUCGCUGCCAUGAAGGACGAGCGCGGCCAGUGCAAGGGCUUCGGCUUCGUUUGCUUCGCCUCUCCUGACGAAGCUACAAAGGCUGUCACGGAGAUGCACCUCAAAGUGGUAAAAGGGAAGCCCUUGUAUGUCGGACUGGCGGAGAAGCGCGAGGUCAGGGCCGAGCGCCUGCGGCAGCGCUACUCGCCCUCCAAGGGCGGCUGGAACGAAGGGAAAGGUGGCGUGGGUGGCAAAGGCAAGGGCAAGGGCGGUGGCAUGCAGAUGUAUGGCAACCAAGGCGGCUGCGGCAUGCAACAGAUGUACCCGAUGGGCAUGCAGAUGGGCAUGAUGGGCCAGAUGGGCAAGGGCGGUCCCCAGGGCAUGAUGGGUGCCCCGAUGGGCAUGAUGGGUAAGGGCAUGCAGGGUGGCGGAACUAUGCCUAUGGGUGGCGGCAUGGGAGGAGCAGGUAAGGGAUCCAUGCCCCCUAUGGGCGGCAAGGGCAUGAUGGGCCCGAUGGGCAUGACGGGCAUGGGCCCAAUGGGCAUGGGAAUGAUGGGCAUGAUGCGACCGCCAAUGCAGAUGCCCAUGAUGCGUCCAGGCAUGCCAACGAUGCCCCAGAACGUGCGGCCGCCGACACCACAGACCGGAGGGCCAACAUCCGGAGGCCAGCCACUCACCCCAGCGGGCUUGUCUCAAGCGCCUCCAGCAGUUCAGAAGCAGAUCAUCGGAGAGAGGCUCUACCCAUUAGUUGCCAAGCAGCAGCCCGAGCUGGCUGGCAAGAUCACCGGCAUGAUGCUCGAGAUGGACAACUCCGAGCUGCUCUCUUUAUUGGAUUCCGAGUCGCAACUCAAGACCAAGGUGGAUGAGGCGUUGCGUGUGUUGGAGCAGGCCAAGUGA
Molecule: messenger RNA, 1887 nt
Organism: Effrenium voratum
Lineage: Eukaryota; Dinophyceae; Suessiales; Symbiodiniaceae
Source: the annotation of a GenBank genome assembly